GGGAUCUACAUCUACAUACGUGAUCGGACCAAUCCUAAAAAUAUCCGAGGUAGCUAGCUAGCUACAUAGCUACUUGCGUACUAGUAACUAGAGGAUAUUUUGUUUAGGAGAUAAUAAAUAAAUUACAAAUCUACCUCCAAGAUCAUCACGAAUCCAGAUGAAUAGGGGCCAAUGUUGACCGAAACUUACUUCGUGUCCGUGGCUGGGCAACCAUUAUCUAACAAUACGACCAUCUCAAAAGAUGCCGGCAUUUAUGAGCAUACACUCCACCCCAGCCAUUCGACGACAAAUACCUUUAAGAAAAGCUCUGCUCCCCGCCACUGUCUGGCUGUGAGCGACACCCAUGUAUUUACAGCCCAGGAGGAGAAAUCAACGGUACACGUCUACUCGAGGGCCAAAGGCAAUCAAGAGGCCUUGGUUACUUUUCCAGAGCGCAUCCGGAGCAUCGCGCUCCAAGAUGAUGUGCUCUAUUUGGGUUCGCAAGAGGGCAGGCUUAUCAUAUGGGAGGUCUGCACCGGUAGACAAGUGACUACGUCUGCUUGCCAUGUUCAAGCGAUUACGUGUAUCGCUGUUACACCCUACCACCUUCUCACCGGGUCCGAGGACUCGAAUAUCAAUGUCUGGUCUGUUCCCCGCUUGCUAGAACUAGACUCGACCAUCGAACACGAACCCCAAGUGACACUAUCGAAUCAUAGAGCCGCCAUCACAUCUCUUGCUAUCGGUUCAAGCGUAAAUCCGGAUACCAACAUCUGCGUCUCGGCAAGCAAGGACAAGUCUUGUGUCAUCUGGAACUAUCAGCAGGGUGUAGCUCUACGGACAUUACUAUUCCCGAGUUCGCCACUUUGCGUGUCCCUCGAUCCGUGUACACGAGCCAUCUACGUUUCUUCCGAUGACGGCUCGCUGUACGCAGUUGACUUAUUUGCCGAUAAAGCUCUGUUGGGUCCGACGAGUAUAGAAGACAGCUCUACGGCCGUUCAGGUUUCCUCGGCGUUUGGCGCUACGCCUCAGGAGGCGGGAGCGGCAUCGUGCAUGGCGUUGAGCUACGAUGGUACGACUUUAUUAUCGGGCCACCCGCAAGGCCAGAUUCUACGAUGGGACUUGAGCAGCCGUGCUGACUCCACAGAGCUAACAAACCUCAACGCUUCUGUAACGAAUAUCGUCUUUGUUUCUCCACUUCCGACCUCGCGGCCUGCCAAGCCAGUUGCUGUUGUGAAGCCAUUCCUGGGAAGCCGCAGUUAUAACUUUACCUCCCAGUUAGAUUCCGAUAUCUCAGAGGAUACGAAGUUCAGUAGGAUACUUAAAUCUAACGGGCUCCCGCAUGAUGUCUUGGAACAAGCCAUCCUCGCCUUCCAGACACCAGCUGAGGACACUGUUGGAGAUCAAGAACUGAGGAAGGAAAACGAAGAGUUGUGGGAGGUUAUUAACGAGCAACGGGCCCUCCAGAAAAAAACCUUACAGCGAUAUAUGGAAGUUAAAUCUGCUGGCUCUUAAAGGGCUAGUUAGUUCCAGUGCUCCUUUUCGAUUUUAUCGGCAAGAUCGGGCCACGACUCUGUGAAUACUACCCUACGGCUUGAACGACGUAGCGACACCAGUAAAUAACUUUACUGUAUCGGAAGUUCGCACUCCAUACGUAAAAGUUCGGUUUCGGGCGGAUGUCAGUCAGCCUUAGCAUAAGCUUUAUAUACGGAUGAGAAGUUACUCUACGCAAAUAUUACCCUCAUACUGGUUUGCUCGAUAUAGCGUCUGCUAGACUCGGUUAACUAUCUAACACUUGGAAAAGUUUAAUAACCAGAGAAAGGACGCGAAGAUAGAUAAUACCCUCCUCGCUAGUUAUCAAUCUAACUAGUGUUUAUUAAGAAGCUGUCUCGUUCUAAACUAACUACCAUGAAUUUCAAGCUAGAAUAUUGCAGAGCUUACAGCAUCCUAACUUCACUACCUACCUAGGUAUUACUUAUCAGAACCGAAGGCCACACUGAGAGGUUAUGGGCUGAUAGUUGAG
This is a messenger RNA of Daldinia vernicosa, 1999 nucleotides long. RefSeq names its product WD40 repeat-like protein. The record is from RefSeq and is a predicted model, not a curated record. Gene Ontology annotation, molecular function: protein binding. The transcript has a single exon. NCBI's taxonomy places the organism in Eukaryota, Fungi, Ascomycota, Sordariomycetes, Xylariales, Hypoxylaceae. Gene Ontology annotation, biological process: rRNA processing; DNA-templated DNA replication. Gene Ontology annotation, cellular component: nuclear pre-replicative complex. The coding region runs from base 172 to 1491 and encodes 439 amino acids.